Molecule: messenger RNA, 2549 nt
Organism: Boleophthalmus pectinirostris (great blue-spotted mudskipper)
Lineage: Eukaryota; Metazoa; Chordata; Actinopteri; Gobiiformes; Gobiidae
Exons: 8
Coding region: 156-1082 (308 amino acids)
Biological process (GO): negative regulation of T cell proliferation; cell surface receptor signaling pathway; cellular response to lipopolysaccharide
Cellular component (GO): external side of plasma membrane
Source: RefSeq, a predicted model, not a curated record
UUGUUUUUUGUUUUCUUAAAUGCAAAAACCACCGGCAAUGUGACUGGGUCUAGUCAUUCCGAAAGUGAAAGUAUGUGUUACAUAUUUAUCCCGCGACUAGACUCAAGCCAGACGCCGCCAUAGCCAACUGAAGAGGAGCGUGUAUUCUGUCAAACAUGGCCUCCAGUGGAAUUUUACUCUUGUGUCUUUUCAUCUUUUCACGAGUACUUGGGGCACAAACUGGAGAAGUAUUUGUGACUGUCACUUGUCAGAAGCCUGAAAUCGUCGCUCAGUACGGCUCUAGCACCCUCUUGGAUUGUAAUGUCCAAGCUAACAGCAAAAUCACUGAGCCAAUUAAGAUUGUAGUACUGACUUGGAAAUUCAAUGGAAGCGCUUUGGUUAACUUCUUUGAUGGCUCUCUAAAAAAAGAAGAUGGAUUUCAACUUGCUUCGCGUUCUUGGAGUGGGUCAAACCAGAAUGUGUCUCUACUGAUCACCCAGACCACUUUGGCCCAUGAUGGGGAAUAUGAGGUUGAUGUAGUGACAAAUGCUGGACGUAACAGGGCAAAAGUCAAUGUGGAAGUCAAAUCCAACUACAGCACACCAGAGAUUCGCUCGGAUCCUGAGAAAAUAAAUCCUGAUAAGAGUUUCAGUUUGACCUGCACGGCCCUUGGUGGAUAUCCUAAAGGCAACAUUCGCUGGAAGGUGGAUAGCUAUGAAUGGCUAAAGAACCCUGAAGUGGAAGUGAAACAGAACCAAAAUGGCCUCUAUGAUCUGACGAGCACACUGUCUUUUGGAGCCGACACGCAAUAUGCAAAAUUUGUUUGUGAGGUGUACAAUGCCAAAGGAGUCAAAGAAGGACAAGGGGAAUUUGACAAGACAAACAGUCUUGAAAAACAAACAGGUAGCGACGCGGGUAUUAACCCGACCAAAAUAGUGGCUCCAGUGGUGGUCAUUGGUGCACUGAUUGUUGGAUUGCUCAUGGCAAUACUGUUCACUCGAAGGAGGCAACAAAAGGCCCGAAGGCUCUCUGCAGUGCCUCUGAUGAAUGGCACACAUGCUGGUACUCCUGAUGAAAAUAAUAGAAUGUAUGAAGACCCGUGAAUGAGGAACUUACAGCCACAAAGACAAAAGCUAAUAUAUUAAUCUUAUGUAAAACAAUGAUCACACCUUACCCUUACCCACGUACUAGGAAAAUUCACUGUACUCUGGAGCUACUUACGAUAAAUGAACACUUCCUUGUUUAACUGCAUGUUUCAUAAUCUCAGUGAAUGGGUCAAAGGUUGCUCUGUUGAGUCUAGAGAAAAUGGUUCACUUUGGAACAGUAGUUGGAGUAGGUGACAGCACAGCUAAUGGCAGCACUUCUGCACUGAUUUCAUAAAGAAAUCAGUGGUUAACCUAAUGGAGGAAAUAUGGUAUGUAUGUCUGUGGGAGUCAUUAUAUUUUUGUAUAUGUACUUAAGCACUUAAAUGUUUUUACUGGUUUUUCACCCAGGGAUCUACUGCUCUAAAUUAAGCUUUUGUUUUUGUUUAUAUAUAUAUAUAUGUGUGUGUGUGUUCAAUAUCUGUUGCUUUUGACUGAAAAUGUGAUUUGUGUGUAAAAAUUACUUGUAAAUAUCUGAUAUUUUCAAAUUUUACAAUAGGUAGCUUUAUUCACAUCUCUGUGUUCUUGGAGAUUUAAACUGUACAUUAUUCUUGUAAAGUUUUUGGCUUUGGUGUUUGUCUGUCUUCUUGUGAAUUGUCAGAUUGUGUUGACAGAAUGUUAUAUCAGCAAAUUUAUUGGCUAAGAGAGAAAACAAGAGCGCAUUACAGUGCUACUCAUGUGUUGAAUAUAGUUUUAUUUAAAAAUGUUUUUUUUAUUUUAAGAGUAGAACAUUCAUUUUGAAAACUUGCACUGCAAAAACAAAAAAAAAGGUAAGAUGACUUGAAUUAAGAAUGUUUUAUCAUGAUUUGAGUAAAUUUCACUUGACAACUAAAAUUGUCUACCAAUGGAACAAGACUUUUUGUACUUAAAAUAUGAAAAUGUAUAGUUCUACACUUAAGAUAUGUAAAACAACAACUCUUUGCUCGUUGCUUUUUGCAGCAUGUGAAUCACUGCAAAGAAAGAUUCUAUACCAUUUUAAAUAUAUUCACAUUGCACUGUAAAUGUGUAAGACACCAUUGCUCUAUCUGUGCCAAGUACAAUUCAGUAGAACUCACAACUCUUUGGAACUAAAAAUAUUUGACAAGCUAUUUUCAGAUUCCACAAGAAGCUUUUUCUCAUAAUGAAACUCUCCUCUCAGGUUUCUGUUCCGAAUUUUUAUUCCUUUUUUUUUUUUUUUGUUGUUGUUGACAUUAGAAGUUUAUGUAACUGUUGCUUGUGUCUGCAAAAUCAAAGCCUUACAUGGAAGGAUGAAAUAGGGGACAUUGUGCUUAAUCCACUUUCAUAUAAAAUGAGACACUAUUGAUUUUGUAUCAGGUGAUCUUAAUAAUUACUGUUUUUUGUUGCUGCUGUGUACUGUAUAAGAAAGGAAAUUCUUCUGUAUUUGUGAUUCACAGUUAUUAAAGGUUUUUUAAUUAAAAACAAAAAAAA